Messenger RNA from Onychostoma macrolepis, 2847 nucleotides. It is a transcript of the gene ghrhrl, whose product is annotated as growth hormone releasing hormone receptor, like. Gene Ontology annotation, cellular component: plasma membrane. The record is from RefSeq and is a predicted model, not a curated record. Gene Ontology annotation, molecular function: growth hormone-releasing hormone receptor activity; growth factor binding; peptide hormone binding. The transcript has 14 exons. NCBI's taxonomy places the organism in Eukaryota, Metazoa, Chordata, Actinopteri, Cypriniformes, Cyprinidae. Bases 194 to 1432 code for a protein of 412 amino acids. Gene Ontology annotation, biological process: adenylate cyclase-activating G protein-coupled receptor signaling pathway; cell surface receptor signaling pathway; positive regulation of cell population proliferation.
GUUGCUCAUUAGAUCUCUAUAGAUCAUACUUCUGCUAGUAACUUUUUGCGUGACAUUGCUGGUCAUGUGAUGUCGACAUGAGGGGGCGACCUUCUCCACGUAGAAUAAAACCGCAUUUUCUGAGAGAAUUCAGUCUAUAAAGCAUUUGAUCCAAGUUCUGCUGUCAGCGCGCGCUGUGGACACGACUGGAGACAUGCGCUCGUGGGCUCGCGGGGUCCUGUGGUUGUCAUCUUUUACAAUUGUGUUGUCUAGUUUGCAUCCUGAGUGUGACUAUAUCUUUCAGCUGGCAAGAGAUGAACAGCGGUGUCUCAGAGAGAUCACAGAUCUUGGGAACCUGAGCAGCUCUUCAGGUUGUCUGCCAGUAUGGGAUGCUGUGGUGUGUUGGCCCAGAGCUGCAGUGGGAGAGACGGUCCACUUGCCCUGUCCUGCUGUUUUCUCUCUAUUCAAGAACAACACAGGUAUAGUGAGUCGUAACUGCUCGGCUGGUGGCUGGUCACAUCCAUUCCCUCCUUACCACGAGGCCUGCAUUGUUGAGGAUGAAAUCCCCGAGGAGUCGUAUUUUGCCACUGUGAAACUGAUCUACACUGUUGGUUACGGAGCAUCACUGCUGUCGCUCUCUGUUGCCGUGGUAAUACUGCUGCUCUUCAGGCGAUUACACUGCGCUCGAAACUACAUCCACAUGCAGCUUUUUUUCACCUUCAUCCUGAAAUCGGUGGCUGUGUUUGUCAAAGAUGCUGCGCUGUUCUCCAGUGAUGACACAGAUCACUGCACACUCUCUACAGCGGCCUGUAAGGCGUCGGUGGUGUUUUGUCAUUAUUGCGUCAUGACUAAUUUCUUCUGGUUGCUGGUUGAAGCCGUGUAUCUGAACUCUCUGCUGGUCUCGGCCUUCCCGCGCAGCCGCCGCUGUCUCUGGAGUUUCGCUCUGCUGGGCUGGGGUUUUCCGCUGGUCUGCAUCGUCCUCUGGAUCUGCUCCAGACUGUAUUUUGAGGACACAGAGUGCUGGGACAUAAAUGAAGACUCUCCUUAUUGGUGGAUCAUCAAGGGUCCCAUUGCAGUUUCCAUAGGGGUGAACUUCCUUCUCUUCAUGAACAUAAUCAGGAUUCUGGUGCAGAAACUGAACCCUCGCUUGAUCCAGUUCAACAAUUCAGCUCAGUACAGGCGACUGACCAAGUCCACCCUCCUCCUCAUCCCUCUCUUUGGCACUCAUUACAUGGUCUUCAACUUCCUCCCAGACUACUUCAACGUGAGCCUGCGGCUUUGCAUCGAGCUGUGUCUGGGCUCCUUCCAGGGCCUCAUUGUGGCAGUACUCUACUGUUUUCUGAACCAGGAGGUUCAGAAAGAAAUACGCUUACGUUGGAUGCGAUAUCAUGAAGGAAGUUACGUUGUCGUCCCUGUUGGAGCCAAAGGAAGUCAGAUGGACACUCCAUUCUAGAGUCAUUAAAACUCACCAGUGCCUCUAAUAUACAGACCUCAACACCUCCAGAAAACUGAUCUGAAUGAAACAGUUUUAUUAAAUGCAGAUUGUAUUGCUCAGCUGAUAUGACAACAAAUGGCUUAAAGAGCCAGAAUAUACAGUAUUUGGGCUGCAGUAUAUCUGAGCAUGGCAAAAAUUUGUAUAAAAAAAUGUGAAUACUGGAAUUCAUCAUAGCAAAACUGCUGCUUUUGGGGUGAUUCUGGGUGGAUUUUAUCAAAGUACGUACAUAUAGAGAAAAGCCUAUACAAAUAUACUUUGUUGCCCUUCAAAAUUCAGAUGUUAUAAUAAUUAUAAUAUUUAUUAUUUUGGGGAAAUGUUAAACUCUAAUAAUGUAUCCAAUAAAAGGCAGUAUGGCAGUACGUAUUUAGCUGUAUGUACAUCAGUAUUAACACUUGUAACGAGAAAUACAAAUAUUAAUUGGUAGAUUCAUGGAUUUUUGAGUGAGAUGCAGGUAACUGGACAAGUUGUAAUUCUGUAGAAUUUGUUAACUACAAUUUCUAUUGGCAAAAACAGUGGUUUGAUAUUUCCUUAUCUUUUAUUUAACAAGUUGUUUUGUGUUUCAUAACUGUAUUGCUGUGUACAUUGCUGUGCUGUUUAAUGUCAAGUUCCCAUGGUGUGACAACAUGCCCUGCAAUUUGCUCAUCGUAUGUUCCUGUAUCUCUUUUCCCUGCCAGUAAUGUUCAAAAGCAUCUUUGUAGCAAAGACUGAAAGGUUAUUGAUUAUUUUCUUUUUACAACUUAAAAAUGAUUUAAGUAUUGAAAUGUUGCAGCUAUCCACCUUAAUAAUAAAACAGAGCAGAGAUUGAAAUGCCAAAUGUGUUUAACAGUGGAAUUUGUUCAUGUGUCCAAAGACUGCUGUUGUGUUGCUUUAUAUGUAGCCUUCUAAUUCUCACCAAAUGUGCAUUUAUACUCUAUUGCCUAUAAACAGCUAAUAAAAUCAUUGUAAACUUUUUUUUAUAUAUUGUAUUAUACUGUAUAUUUUCUAGCUGUAAUAGGCCUACGUUAUUUAUUUAUCUGUCUGUUUUCACAUGCUCUCUGAGUGGCCUUAAGUGUAUUAAUGCAUCAAAUCAGAGUGCACAGAGAUGGAAAUAUUACCCAAUUUUAUGCUCUAUCUGUGUAAUGGAUUUUAUCCAUUUUUUAAGCUUUAAUAGUGCAAUUAAGUUGAUGUUGUCACUCAUGUGCUUGCUAUUAUGUGUGUGUACAUGCGUAAGCAAGCUGGCCCAAUGUGUAGGCCUAUACGUGUACCUAUUUUUGAGAUCAAGUCUUGAGUUUUCUGCUUUAAUGUCUACAAUAGAAUUACUUUUUUUAAAAACAGGAAAAAUGUAUACGUAAAAUGGAUUUGUCUGUCAUUAAUAAACACUGACCCCUGCUGGU